GAGCACUUGUGUCUGAGACCCACCACCACCAACCCACUUUGGAGGCCAUGAUCCACAACCCGUGCAGGGAUCAUCGUGACUUCUUCCACAGCUUCUAAUCGUACACACACCUAGGUAUGGAGGAGGCCCCCACUAUGGCGUCGUCGUUCCCCUUGGAUCGACUCCCAACCGAGCUGGUGCGGCAGGUCGGCUCCUGCCUCUCGACUCACGAUGCCCUCAGUUUCUGCAGGUCGUCCAAGAGCAUCUACCCCCUUAUCCACCCGCUGCUCUUCCACCACGUGACCAUAAGAUGGAGCCCAUACUCAGCAGUCGUCCCCCCCAACAUCACCUCCCUCCUGCAGUUCAUGCUCAGGAACCCUUCCUACGCCGGGUACAUCAAGACCCUGGACCUGCCACGUGUCGUCUACCGCUCGUGCGUCGCCUGGUCGCGGGACUUGAAGGGGGGUAACCCGUGGCACUGGAGCCCCGAGGACAAGGCACUGGCCAGGGCCGCCCUCGAGGACUGCCAUCUACCACACGCAGAGAGGUGGUACACCGCCGUGGUCGAGGAGGCCAACCUGGGCGCCAUCAUCGCCCUCGUCCUGGCCCAGUGCACCAACCUCCGGCACCUCACCGUCGACGCCUGCUUCUUCCCCAACAUCAACGAGUACUUCACCGACGUGCUCAGGUCCGCCAUCACGCCCUCCCUCUCACAGCCAGAGCCCCCAGCCCGCCCGCCUCUGCUCCCCAGCCUGGCCCACGUGACCGUGACCCAGGACCGCAAUCUCAUCCCCCACGACGACCACGAGCCCCCGAGCGCCGCCCCGCCAGAGGCCUUCCUCCUCUUCUUCUACUUGCCGCGGCUCGCCACCCUCCACCUCGGCUUCGAGCGCGUGAGCUUUAUCGCCUGGAACAGGCAGCCCUGGGACCCCUACAAGCUGUUCCGCUGGCCCCUCGCCACACCCCCGCGGGCAGCGACACUUACCUCCCUAGAGCUCGACAAUAUUGUGGCCUCCGGGUAUGCCAUCGAGUUCCUGCUGCAGCACACCCCCGGCCUCGAGUCGCUCGUCUGCGGCUUUAGUCCCCUGGACAUGGCCCCGCCGCUCAACCUCAAUGACCUGCGGCGGGGGCUCGACCACGUUCGCGGUACCCUUACACGUCUUGCCAUACGGCAUGACGUUGAGAACGUCAAGACCGUCGACCCCACGGCCAAGACGGGGGUGGUACACGGGAAGCUCGGGCCCCUCACCAGCCUGACCUCCCUGCGCAGCCUCGAGAUCUCCCCGCACCUGCUGCUGGGUGAGGCCGAGGCGGGCGCCGACCCGCACACGGCGCCGCCGCUCGGCCCCCUCCUCCCGGCCGGGCUGCGGAGCCUGGUCCUCAACGCUAACUUCAGGCGCGACGUGGAGUGGCCGGCCGAGUCGGUCGCCGCCCUGCUCAACGACUUCUUCUCCGCGGCCGCCUGGAGGACGGCCACGCCGCUGCUGGAGGAUUUCUUCCUCUGCAUGCACGGUGCACGAACGACGGCGACCCAGUACUGGUAUGACGUGAGGGUCAGGGACGAGUUCAUGCAGAUGGUUGAGGACCAGGGAAUCAUGUGCACCAUGCACACAUAUGAAUAUGCAAAUUAUAACUGGGGCGAUUUAGAUUAGAAUUAGCUAUAACAUACCUCUUAGAAAUAGAAGUUAUAUUUUAA
This is a messenger RNA of Diaporthe batatas, 1675 nucleotides long. RefSeq lists its product as uncharacterized. The record is from RefSeq and is a predicted model, not a curated record. The coding region runs from base 117 to 1631 and encodes 504 amino acids. Lineage: Eukaryota; Fungi; Ascomycota; Sordariomycetes; Diaporthales; Diaporthaceae. Gene Ontology annotation, molecular function: protein binding. The transcript has a single exon.